CGCCGCCGCCGCCUGACACCCAGGCCGCGCGGGCCGUGAGCACCAUGGCCGUGGCUGGGGCCCCCGCAGGCGGCCCAUGCGCGCCGGCGCUGGAGGCCCUGCUCGGGGCCGGCGCGCUGCGGCUGCUCGACUCCUCGCAGAUCGUCAUCAUUUCCACGGCGCAGGACGCCAGCGCCCCGCCGGCUCCAGCUGGCCCCACGGCGCCCGCCGCCGGCCCCCGCGACCCCGACCUGCUGCUCUUCGCCACGCCGCAGGCGCCCCGGCCCACACCCAGCGCGCCGCGUCCGGCUCUUGGCCGCCCGCCGGUGAAGCGGAGGCUGGACCUGGAAACUGACCAUCAGUACCUGGCUGAGAGCAGUGGGCCUGUUCGGGGUAGAGGCCGACACCCAGGAAAAGGUGCAAAAUCCCCGGGGGAGAAGUCACGCUAUGAGACGUCCCUGAAUCUUACCACCAAACGUUUCCUGGAGCUGUUGAGCCGCUCAGCUGAUGGCGUUGUUGAUCUGAACUGGGCAGCUGAGGUGCUGAAGGUGCAGAAACGGCGCAUCUACGACAUCACCAAUGUCCUGGAGGGCAUCCAGCUCAUUGCCAAGAAGUCCAAGAACCACAUCCAGUGGCUAGGCAGCCACGCCACAGUGGGGAUCGGUGGGCGGCUUGAAGGGCUGACCCAGGACCUCCAGCAACUGCAGGAGAGUGAGCAGCAGCUGGACCAUCUGAUGCACAUCUGCACCACACAGCUGCGGCUGCUCUCUGAGGACUCUGACAGCCAGCGCCUGGCCUAUGUGACAUGCCAGGACCUUCGUAGCAUUGCAGACCCUGCAGAGCAGAUGGUCAUGGUGAUCAAGGCUCCUCCUGAGACCCAACUCCAAGCCGUGGACUCUUCAGAGACCUUUCAGAUCUCCCUCAAGAGCAAACAAGGCCCCAUUGAUGUUUUCCUGUGCCCUGAAGAGAGUGUGGGUGGGAUCAGCCCAGCAAAGACUCCAUCCCAGGAGGCAGCUUCUGGAGAGGAGGACAGGACAACUGACCCCGUCACCACAGUGCCACCACCAUCACCUCCGCCUUCGUCCCCUGCUAUGGAUACCAGCCAGUCCCUGCUCAGCCUGGAGCAAGAGCCACUGUUGUCAAGGAUGGGUGGCCUGCGGGCCCCCAUGGAUGAGGACCGCCUGUCCCCGCUGGUGGCUGCUGACUCACUCCUGGAGCAUGUGCGGGAAGACUUCUCCGGGCUCCUACCUGAGGAGUUCAUCAGCCUCUCCCCACCCCACGAGGCCCUCGACUACCACUUUGGCCUUGAGGAGGGUGAGGGCAUCAGAGACCUCUUCGACUGUGACUUUGGGGAUCUGACCCCCCUGGAUUUCUGACAGGUCCUAGGGGGCCAGGGUCUCCUGAGAUGCCCCUCCCUGUCUCUGCAGCCCUGGAGCCCCCUGCCCUAGGCCAUCCUUCCAGCCCUUUUGGAAAAGUGUAAUUUAUACCCUCUCUCCUAUCUCAGCAGCUUCUAGCUCUGGGGUCUGGCUGCCACCAGGAGGUUGAGCAAGCCAGGAAGGGAAGGAUUCUGUUUGUGGUGUGUAUGUGCAUGCACCCAGCACCCCACGUGUGUGUAACUGGGGUGAGUGGUGUGUGAGUAUGAGUGUGUGCAUGUACCGGGGAAUGAAGGUGAACACAUCUGUGCGUGCACUGCAGACACGCCCCAGUGUGUCCACGUGUGUGCAUGAGUCCAUGUGUGUGCAUGGGGGGCUCUAACUGCACUUUCGGUCUCCUUGCUCCAGGGGCCCUUGAAGGCCCAGGGUUGGCCGCCUGCCCCCAGAAUCCUGUGUGCUGACCUGGCCAGGCAGGGAGGCCUUGGCUGGCUGGGUUUGCAAGAGCACUUCUGUCUUAAGGUUUUCUGAUCGAAGCUUUAAUGGAGCGUUAUUUAUUUAUCUAGGCCUCUUUGGCAAGCCUGGGAAACAAGACUGGGAGGGAUGUGGGGUUGAUACCCUAACUCCCUAUACCCCUGAGCAAAGACAGGGGUCCCCAAGUGGUUCUUUUGCCCCAUCCCGAGGGAGCUGAGGCCUGAGCGAUUUAUUUAUUGGGGAAAGGCAGAAGGGAGACAGACUGACAGCUAUGGGUGGAUGGAGGGGUGGUCCCUUUCCAGGGGUCACUUCAGAGCCCCAGAUGCCCUCCCCAUGGAUAUGAGAUGGGAGAGGUGAGUGGGGACCUUCAUUGACAGGGUGGGCAGGAGGGGUGGGUGAAGGGCUCCCCAGCCUAGACUGAGGGGACCCUCCUGUGGUGUUUGAAGUGCCCCCCUCCCACUUAUUGCUCUGCCCCACCCUCCAAUCUGCACUUUGAUUUGUUUCCUAACAGCUGUUUCCUCCUGCUUUGGUUUUAAUAAACAUUUUGAUGAUGUUUGGG
Molecule: messenger RNA, 2382 nt
Organism: Marmota monax (woodchuck)
Lineage: Eukaryota; Metazoa; Chordata; Mammalia; Rodentia; Sciuridae
Gene: E2f1
Product: E2F transcription factor 1
Exons: 7
Coding region: 45-1355 (436 amino acids)
Biological process (GO): G1/S transition of mitotic cell cycle; regulation of transcription by RNA polymerase II
Cellular component (GO): Rb-E2F complex
Molecular function (GO): DNA-binding transcription factor activity, RNA polymerase II-specific; protein dimerization activity; RNA polymerase II cis-regulatory region sequence-specific DNA binding
Source: RefSeq, a predicted model, not a curated record